Messenger RNA from Otolemur garnettii (small-eared galago), 579 nucleotides. RefSeq names its product ubiquitously expressed prefoldin like chaperone (gene UXT). Gene Ontology annotation, molecular function: transcription corepressor activity. NCBI's taxonomy places the organism in Eukaryota, Metazoa, Chordata, Mammalia, Primates, Galagidae. Gene Ontology annotation, biological process: negative regulation of transcription by RNA polymerase II. The coding region runs from base 60 to 533 and encodes 157 amino acids. The record is from RefSeq and is a predicted model, not a curated record. The transcript is spliced from 7 exons.
GCUGCGGCUCAUACCAACCGUUCUUUUUGCCGGCGGCCCUGAGUCCCCAGGAACUCAUCAUGGCGACGCCCCCUAAACGGCGCGCGGUGGAAGCCACGGGGGAGAAAGUGCUGCGCUACGAGACUUUCAUCAGUGACGUGCUACAGCCGGACCUGAGAAAGGUGCUGGACCAUCGAGACCAGGUAUAUGAGCAGCUGGCCAAAUACCUUCAGCUGAGAAAUGUCAUUGAACGACUCCAGGAAGCUGAACACUCGGAAUUAUAUAUGCAGGUGGAUUUGGGCUGUAACUUCUUCGUUGACACAGUGGUCCCAGAUACUUCACGAAUCUAUGUAGCCCUGGGAUACGGUUUUUUCCUAGAGUUGACACUGGCAGAAGCCCUCAAGUUCAUUGAUCGUAAGAGUUCUCUCCUCACAGAGCUCAGCGACAGCCUCACCAAGGACUCCAUGAAUAUCAAAGCCCAUAUCCACAUGUUGCUAGAGGGGCUUAGAGAACUGCAAGGCCUGCAGAAUUUCCCAGAUAAGCCUCACCAUUGACUUCUUUCCUCCAUUCUCCAACAUUAAAGACCCUGAAUGCCUUUGA